Messenger RNA from Endocarpon pusillum Z07020, 1764 nucleotides. RefSeq lists its product as uncharacterized. The transcript has 2 exons. Gene Ontology annotation, molecular function: protein binding. The record is from RefSeq and is a predicted model, not a curated record. NCBI's taxonomy places the organism in Eukaryota, Fungi, Ascomycota, Eurotiomycetes, Verrucariales, Verrucariaceae. The coding region runs from base 1 to 1764 and encodes 587 amino acids.
AUGGCAUCGAGGCAGGAAGUUCCUUCUGAUGUGCCUACUGCUGAAGCAUGGGAAUCUCACCGAGAGGAAAUCAAAAGGCUCUAUCGACAAGAAAACAAGACCAUCAAGCAGGUUCGGCAGGUUAUGAAAGAGCAGCAUGACUUCUGCGCUUCAGACAGAAUGUACCAGAUACGUAUUCAUAGGUGGGACUUUGACAAGAAGUUGAAGUCGGCAGAGGUGGCGUACGCUCUGCAAAAAAUCGAGUCGCGCCGCAGCAUGGGCAAAGAUACAGAGAUUCGCAUUCGAGGAAAAACUUUUUCUGAGGAGAGACUCAGGAGAUAUGUUGAAAGGAGCAAGCUGGUCCCCGAGGAGGAUGCAUCAACGCCGCCAGCGGUCACUGCCCGAACUCCACCUCCUGAAGAGGAUUCCCCUUUGAUGAACAGCAGUCCCGCAACCUCUGCCUCCAAUACGCCUACAUUUUCUGGAACGCCUCUUGAUGAAGAAAGUAGAACUGCAAGGUUUUCCGGCUCCGAACCACCACCAACCAAGAAAAGAUCAUGGACCAGCCCACCUAGGAUCAGAUCACACCUGUCAACUCCCACCUCUAUGGGCACGUCGCAAGAUGCAUCAUACCCAUUACCGCGAUUCCUGGCUGCUUCGGCUUCGACGUCGUCCUUACCAAAUACCUUUCUUUUACCACGAGCAAUAUCGUCUACUAACCUGCUGACUCACAUCGAUCAUUACUACAAAGAGUAUUUUGCCUCUCCUCGUUGGGCAUCAUGGACAGGCAACAAUCUGUACAUUGACGAGCUGCAGGGUUCUAGCUUUCCAAGCCUUAGCCCAGUCUUCACUCCCGGUAUAUCGUUCAGACCGUCAUGGCAAGCAGAUCCAGCUUUUGUUGUCCAUUCCAUUCAAACCGCAUGUCAGCUAUUUCGUUCCGCUAGAUAUACACUUGCGCGGCGCUGCCUAGAUCACGCUAAUAGUCAGAUCAAGGCUUUGUUGCUUGAACAGGGUCCCUUGCUCCUUUCAUGCUUGCUCUCUGCGGUGUCUUUGCUCGAUUUCCUUAGAGCAGAGAUGCCGCCGGACACUCACCGACCUGAUGCUUUGAGACUCUUCCUGGAGUUCGUAUCCGAAAUGGCAGAGACAAAGUUGCGCUCCGAUCAUCCUAUCGCCCAGCUCUGCUCCUCGUUUGUCCAAUUGCGGACUGAUCACCGUUCAGUUGCUCAAGCGGCUCUACGGAGAAUCAUGGAACACUUUCGCAAUGGAGCUGGACCUCAACAUCCAUAUUACAUUCGACUAGAGUAUCAAUAUGCAUGGCUCCUGAUAUGGCAAGGUCGAUUCGAUGAAGCAAGAGCUGCACUCGAGGGUUUUCUAGAUCCCGUCGAAUUCCGCAGUCAUUACGACAAACCCGCAUCUCAUGCUUCACGUUACCUCCUUGCUCAGACUUAUAUCGCACUUUAUAGAUUUCAGGAAGCAGAGCGCUGCUUUCAUCUGAUCAUUGAACAAGCAAAAGAGCGAUUUGGGGAAAGUCAAGCCCAUUUACUGACGUUCGAGGCCUGGAGAAUGCUCGCCGUCAUAGCCGAUACACAGGAGAGAUUCGAUGCAAGAAGCAGAUGGGAAGAAGAAGCUUUGGAAUGUGGAGAAAUGGCUUUUGGACCGCAUGAUCCCCGAGUGAUGCAUCUACAACGAGUGAUAUCUGGGCUGGAAGCACGGACAGCUCCAGAAAAGCGGUGGCACUUUAUCUGGGCGUUUCCUCCGGUUGAAGAUUGGAAGGUUACUACUUAG